Aedes albopictus (Asian tiger mosquito) is the source of this 1246-nucleotide messenger RNA. RefSeq names its product ubiquitin fusion degradation protein 1 homolog (gene Ufd1-like). NCBI's taxonomy places the organism in Eukaryota, Metazoa, Arthropoda, Insecta, Diptera, Culicidae. The record is from RefSeq and is a predicted model, not a curated record. Gene Ontology annotation, molecular function: polyubiquitin modification-dependent protein binding. The transcript has 4 exons. The coding region runs from base 202 to 1113 and encodes 303 amino acids. Gene Ontology annotation, cellular component: VCP-NPL4-UFD1 AAA ATPase complex.
AUUCGCAAAGAAUCAGCGAAAAAUUUCCACUAAAAGUGCAGAGCAGGACGUCAACGAUACGGAAAUAUAAUUUCGUAUUCAAUCAGUUAUUUUUAAACCGUAGGGGUCGUGCAGAUCGUUGGAUAUUAAAGUGGGUGACUGUUCCGUGGUACAUUCCAAACCACUGCUCCAUUUUCUCAGGGAGAAACCAGCGAUCACAAAAUGUUCCAGUUCAAUGGCUUCAACAUGAUGUUCCCGGACCAUUCCCGUCCGUUCAACACCACCUACAAGUGCUAUUCGGUUUCGAUGCUGCCCGGUAACGAGCGCCAGGAUGUGGAAAAUGGAGGAAAAAUCAUCAUGCCACCCUCGGCUUUAGACCAGCUGACCCGGCUGAACGUGGAGUACCCGAUGCUGUUCAAAUUGACCAACAACAAAAUCAACCGCAGCACACAUGCCGGCGUGCUGGAGUUUGUGGCGGACGAAGGGAAGAUCUACAUUCCUUACUGGAUGAUGCACAAUCUCUUGCUGGAUGAAGGCGACAUAGUGCAGAUCGAGAGCGUAUCCCUCCCGGUGGCCAAAUAUUCCAAGUUUCAGCCGCAGAGUGUCGAAUUCCUGGACAUCACCAACCCAAAGGCUGUGCUGGAGAAUUGCCUGCGGAAUUUUGCCUGCCUCACGACCGGCGAUCUAAUCGCCAUCAAAUAUAACAACUACACGUACGAGCUGUCCGUGUUGGAGACGAAACCCGGUUCGGCGGUCACCAUUAUCGAGUGCGACAUGAAUGUGGAAUUUGCGCCACCCGUUGGAUACACCGAGCCGGAGAAGAGAGCCAAGGAGGAGGAACCGAUGGCCGUGGAUCCAGCCGAGUUGAUGCCCGAACCUGCCGGAUUCGUUGCGUUCAAGGGCGCUGGAUCGCGACUGGACGGCAAGAAGAAGAAGGAAGGUUCCGUGUCUGAAUCGGCGCCGGUCCACCGGGCCAACUACGUCCGAGGCAUUCCGGAUUACGACCACCCGUUCGGAUUGUUGAGAUUCGACAGAACCGUCCGAAAGGUGGAGUCGAACGAGGACAAAACGGACGAAGAUCCGUUUGAAGCCUUCAAGGGUGCCGGUUUCAGCCUAAAGAAGAGUCGAAAAUGAGUAUUGUCGGGCGCUGCAGCAUGAUGGGACGUGGAAGAUGUUUUCUUACUCUUUUCUGUAAUGUACUGAUCUAUCAUCGCUACUGAUGUGUGGACUCGGAUUAAAAUCGUAAAUUUAGAGUGUGAUACCGGAA